Molecule: messenger RNA, 1101 nt
Organism: Folsomia candida
Lineage: Eukaryota; Metazoa; Arthropoda; Collembola; Entomobryomorpha; Isotomidae
Exons: 6
Coding region: 123-974 (283 amino acids)
Source: RefSeq, a predicted model, not a curated record
GUAUGCAUAUGUACAUAUGCAUGUGACUCUAAUAAAAGGAAUACCGUACUGUAUCAAGUCAGUAGUAAAGUUAUCCCAGAACAGUACACGGUGUCCUUUCCAAAUAGUUUAACACUAACGUCAUGAUUAUUGUCGGCUUGUUGGCCCUCGUGGCAUGUGCUAAUGCUCACACUGCAGCUUUUGCACGGGGCAUGUACUGCCAAGGGGGACCCAAUCCGGGUCAAGAUGAUUCAAACACUAACACCGCUGUAGCCCCACUUUACAAUUUACCGAGAUCGCAAUGGUGGUUCCAAGCCGACCGAGGCUGUGACAGGGUCCCACCUGCACCUGGCGUGUUCCUUGAGCUCCCUGCUGGUGGUUCUUUCACCGUCGAGCUGGCCCAUAACCGGGCUCAAACCACGUUGUCGUACGACGGACAGUUCACUUCGCAGUGGCCCGACGGUCAAGAACAUCCCGAAGACUGGAAGGGACCAGGAAAUCCUCCAGAUUGCAUUCAGGAAGACGGGGCCUUGCACACAAAUAACCAGAGCAUGGCGGCUGGGACGGCGUUUGCUAUCAGCUACGUGUCUGACAUAUCUGCCGUGACGAUGGAGAAUUUAGUUGUUUUCUCAGUUCUUCCCAACACCCCAUGGAAACGUAUUGCCACCUAUGCCGUCCCUCGUGACCUUCCAUCUUGCCCCGCAGAUGGGUGCACGUGCGCCUGGCUUUGGGUUCCAAAGGGAUGCGGAGAGCCUAAUAUGUACAUGCAAGGAUUCAAAUGCAGGGUGACUGGAUCAACCUCCACGAGGCGACUUGCCCCAGCCCAGCCACCCAGGUACUGUCCCAACUUCAACGAAUGUACCCGUGGUGCCAAGCAGAUGAUUGUGACCCGACAGGCUGAGGGCAACAAUGUUGAGGUUCCUCAAAAUGACUUUGUGUCAUACAGUGCUGAUUGGGGAUUCUCACCAGGUGCCCAGAACGAUAUUUUCGUUUAGUAAGGAUGUAGCAUGGCUGACAAAAUUCUUAUUUGACAUGGCCAAUUUUAUGAAUUGUAAAACUCGCAUUCUAAAAUAAAUUAAUUUUCUUGUACAAAUUGGAAAUUAAAAAAAACAUUCUGCAUUA